Haemorhous mexicanus (house finch) is the source of this 3495-nucleotide messenger RNA. RefSeq names its product ras association domain-containing protein 6-like. The coding region runs from base 147 to 1697 and encodes 516 amino acids. The transcript has 14 exons. NCBI's taxonomy places the organism in Eukaryota, Metazoa, Chordata, Aves, Passeriformes, Fringillidae. The record is from RefSeq and is a predicted model, not a curated record. Gene Ontology annotation, biological process: signal transduction.
GGUAGGUAAAUAUUCCCGACGUGCACUGAGGUGCGGGGAGUGUCCUGGGCUUCCAGCAUUCCCAGUUUGUUAAGCAAAACAGCAAUUAACAGCCCGGAGGGUCCCGAGCGGCAGCGGAGACGGCUGUCCGCGCUGGCCAUGCUGCCAUGCCCCUUUCGGGGCUCGGGGAAAGGCAUGUGAGACUCCUGCUGGGCUUCUCCGGCUCGGAUCGCCCGGCCAGAGAGCAGCUCCGUUCUCUUCUGAAGAAUUACAACUCCUACUAUUCAGAUCAAGAGAAUCUGCAACUGACAUAUAAUCAGCCAGAAGGAAGCACCCCCUUCAUUGAAGGAAUCCUCUCGAUAUUCUGGGGCGUGCGGCAUCCUAUCCGGUUAAAGAUUCAGGAUGAGAAGCAGAUACCCUCUUUUGUAACCCUGAAGUCUACAGAGAAUGUGGGCUUCUUCCCUAGUAAAAGGGGAAUGACUCGCUGGGGGGAGUUUGAUGACCUCCAUCACAUCAGCGGGGACACACUGAACUCGACUGAGGAGCAGCCAGACCUCGAGCCAAGUUAUCCGUGCUAUGAAAGUCACACACUCAGGACCAGGAGGGAGCAGGAGCUCGACUGUGCCACCCUGCCCCGGAGCAGCAGCGACGCCACGGCCGUGCGCAGGAGGAACAAGCUGCCCACCAUCACCAGGACAGAAGUGGAAACUCACAGGUUCUCUAUCAAUGGCCACUUCUACAACCACGAGACAUCAGUUUUCACUCCAGCUUUUGGGUCGGAAACCAAAAUAAGAAUCAACAGCCAGAUGAGGACCAGACAAGUGAUAGAACAGUUGCUCCGGAAGUUCAAGAUAGAAAACAGCCCCCAUGAAUUUGCACUUUACGUUAUCCAUGCAUCUGGAGAAAAGAAGCAGCUGAGGAGUAGAGAUGUUCCCUUGCUGCACAGGCUGCUGCAGGGGCCCUCUGAGAAGGCUGCCAAGUUCUUUCUCAUGGAUGGGGAUGUGGAAGAGAUCAGCAGUGAUGUGGCUCAGUACAUUUCAUUCCAUCUUCCCUUUUUGGAAUCCAUUCUGCACAGAAUAAAUGAAGAGGAGGAGCAGGAGAUUCGACAGACAACUGCAAGGACAGGAAAAAUCAUCAGACUCCUGCCAUCUUUGCCAAAAGGUUCAGUGUUUAAGCAGCCAAAGGCAAGAGGCUUCAGCACCAGGGGUCUGUGCUGCAGGACUCUGGUCCUGCCCACGCUGUGGGUGAGCCAGGGCUGGCACAAGGACUCGUGCAGGUACUGGUCAGGCACCAGAGCUGCUGCCCUUUGGAGCCAUUUUAAAGGCUGUCCUUGCUGGAGCACCCUGGUCCCUGCCAUGCCCAACCCCCGAGACACGGAGAGAGCCCUGUCCAAAGUGACCUUUGCCACCUUGUCAGGAAGGUGGCAGCAGCCCUGGGAGCGGGUCCGAGCAGCCAGCAGGGAAGGGAGAAGAGGAUGCCUGUGGGAUGAGGCUGGAGAGAGCGAGCAGAGGAGUGGCCUCGGGCUGGAGAAAGGCAAAGGGACCUCCCUGUGGGCAAGGGGACCACUGUGGUGUCAGCAGAGCACCUGUGAGGAACAGAACGGAGACUUGGAGGCCACAUGGAGGAAAAGGAUGAACAUCUCUGUCUUCAGCACACCUCCAGUGGGACUCACCUGCCAAAGCUUUCCAUCACUCCUGCACUUCCAGCUGGCUCCCUGAAAAAUGCCACACUUCAUCCUGCUCAAACCUCAUAUUUGCAGGUAUCUCCGAGGGCUACUGCCUGGGAUUUAGUAUCUGUGAGGGAAGAUUGCCUUGGCUUUAGCUGCCAGCAGCCAGCCCCGACCACACGGCCGGGCAGCGUCCGGCUCCCCGUAACAGCCCAGUCACCGCCGCGGGGACCGUGCCUUUGUCUCCCGUGGCGCUGCCAAACCGAGCUCCCGUUAGGGCCCCGCCGCCCUCCCAGAAAAGGCCAGGCCCCCGCCGAGGCGCCCCCUGCGGGACUCACCCGGUACUGCGGGAAGCGCCCCCCGAGCGCACCGUGCCGCACCGAGCCGCUGCUGCGGCCCCCCGGCGGCGCUUCCCGAGCUCCAGCGGGGCCGGCUCGCUCUGGCGCUCGCUGCUCGGCUCACACGCCGGGCACAGCCGGGCCCGAGCCCCGCUGCCGCGGCUCCUUCCUGCUCACUGCCCGCUCCCGGAACGGGACCCGUGUCACCCACAGUGGCGGCCAGGUCUGGUCCCUGAUCAUUCCCGGUGAGAAGCGAUCCCAGCUCUUCCCUGCUCAGCCGAACUGAGCCGAAGCGAAUGGAGCCCGGCCGAACGCAGCCUCCUGCUCUCGUGCCCAUUAAUGAGCGCGUGUGAUGGACUUUUCCACCAAGGCAUUUUCCCUGCUGAUUUCCCUGCCUCUGUUUCCCUGUCUGAAGGCAUAACGAUUAUAAUUCACAGAAGGAAGGAGCUGUGUGUGUGGCUGCGACGGUGCAGGUUAUUAGUGAUAUCUGUGACUGACCUGACAGCACAACCUGACACACAAGCAUUGUUUUGUCUCUAGACACUUGCCACUUCUGGCCUUUUCUUACUGCUCACACUUUUCAUCUCCUAGCCCUUAAAAAGGAGUCUGCUUCCUCUCUAGUUACACAGGUGCUAAAAUGAGGUAAAGCAGGUGAGCAGUACCUUACUACUAAUUGAGACUGUUCACAGAGGUUCAUGUGAUCCCAUUGAUCCAUUUUCUCUUACAACCUAUACAUCAGAAGACUUUCUGAGAGUCCCGGGAAAAGUAACCUGCUGACAAAGCAAAGUGUGGCUGAGGUUUUCCAGGCUGCUGCUGAACCACAUUCCCCUGUGUGGGAUCCUGACAGCCAAAAACAGGCUGGGAAUGAUGCUGCAGGAUGUAGCCAUCUGGUCACUGGACAAGCUGCUUCUAAAGUAGAAGAGCACGUGCUACUGCAGGAUCAUGAGUGUGCCUCAUCUACUUCUAGAAACCACCUGAAAGGACAGAAGCAGGCUGCACACACGAAAUGGAAGUGUCUGUGUUCAGGCAGCUUCCCAGGAGCCUGGUUCCUCCCUGCAGCUGCUCGCCCAGGGGCAGCACAAGCUGCAGCCCCUCUUCAGGGACAGGGACACAGGGACAACAGCCCGUGUGUGGCAGCGCCUGAGCUUCAGAGUGCUGAAUCUGCAGAAAGCUGCUUUUCUUUCACCUCUCUACAGCUGCAUGGAGGUUCACAGCAAAAUGUUUUUAAGAUAGCAUUGAAGCAUUUCCUCUUCAGCAGGAACUUCCUGUUUUGCCUACGUGGUUUGUCUCCAUGCUUCUCACUGCCCCUUCCUUUCCCUUCCCUGUCUGGAAUGGAUCUUGCUUUUUGCACCUCUGGUGCCCAUGUGCUCAGUGCAUGAAGGGAAAUGCAACUUCCUCUGUGUCAUCCCCAAAAAACUCUCUCUCAAACACUGAAUUCUCUGCAUGGUUAAAUAUCAAGGUGGUUUCAAAGGAUGAAAAUAAAAAUUUUCUGUAGCUUCCAGCAGAUUUUAA